This is a messenger RNA of Chaetomium globosum CBS 148.51, 1401 nucleotides long. RefSeq lists its product as uncharacterized. Lineage: Eukaryota; Fungi; Ascomycota; Sordariomycetes; Sordariales; Chaetomiaceae. The coding region runs from base 1 to 1401 and encodes 466 amino acids. Gene Ontology annotation, molecular function: metal ion binding. The transcript has 4 exons. The record is from RefSeq and is a predicted model, not a curated record.
AUGAGCCGAUACGAUGGACCAGAGGCUGUUGAGCGGGAUCCUACCCAGCCAUACGCUGCUGCUUUACAAUCAUGGGAAAACUCUGUCCGCGAUAGGCAUGCGAUCGAGCAGAACCUUCACAUGAGCUACGUGGAUUUGCUUCGCCGCUAUCGAGAGAAAUGUGACGAGUGCGACCGCGAGAAGCGCAACGCUAUGAUUUGGGAAAAAGAACAGCGCAUGUCUGAGAGAGAGUUGAAUGGUCUCAAGGUUGCUGUCGAAGCUUCCCCCUUUGCCUUUGUCGUUGUUGACGGGGAUGGGGCUGUCUUUCGGGAGGACCUUAUUGCCCGUGGGGAGGAGGGCGGCGGACAAGCUGCUCACGAGCUGCAUCAACAACUUAAGGCUUACUUCCACGAAAACCCACAACUCUCCAACAUCGACAGCAUUUUUGUGCACGUCGUCCUUAGUGUCGAGGGACUCUCCCGGGCUCUUCAUGCUUCCGGUACUCUCCCUGUUACCGACUAUGCCGCCUUGAACCAAGUUUGCCCGCGGAUUCGCCCGCGCCCAGCCUCUUUUCACCUUCACCGAUGUUGGCUACGGCAAAGGAACAGGCUGAUCAUAAAGUGCUCGUUCCGCGGCAACCACAAGAUCUGCCUGCUGGAAACGACCCCUCCCGCUGCCGACUUCAGGAAGUUUACCUUCAAGCGCGUUGCCUUCCCUUCGGUCUUCCGCUCGGAGCCCAUACCGUCCAAGCCGGCUGCCCUCUCGGCAUACACAGCGCCGCCGGUGGUGUCUCCGGCAUACACUGGGCCCAGAACCUCGCCGCCACCACUAUUCAGCCCCAUCGGAAAUGGGAUGAACAGCUUGCCUAGCCCGGCAGCCACCGUGUCCCCUAAGCCUGCCCCGGCUCCGAUUGCCGUGAGCAAGCCUGAAGCCCAGUCCACCAACAGCUAUGCCACCGUGGGGCGAAGCACCGCCCCCUUGACUAUCAACAUUGCGAGCCAGAAGAAGCCAGCUUCGACCCGUCCCUUUUAUAUGCUCAACGGCAAUAACGAGCGCGUGGAUGUCCCUCUAGGCAAGCCCGAUAUUAAUGCUGUCAAGGCGCUGGAAGAGCGGAGGCAGAUGAGCGGCAUGAAUCUUUGCAACCGCUACCAUUUGGCUAACAACUGCAAAAACACCAACUGCAAUUUCUAUCACGGCGAGCGCUUGACGCCCGCCCAGCUGCUUGCUCUGCGCCAUAAGACUCGAAACCUAGUCUGUGGCUCUGGCCACCAUUGCCGCGAGGUUACGUGCAACCUCGGCCAUCACUGCGCCAACGCCGGGUCGUGUUACUUUGGUGACGAUUGUCGUUUCUCCGAGAUGCACGGCAUGGAUACUACUCCCACGCUUAAGGUUUACGAGGAUGGUAGCCGCGAGCUCAUCUAG